UUAUUCAGUUCAUAACAGUUGACAACCCUAAGCCGAAUAUAUCAAAACAAGAGGUUUUCUUGUUGUGAAUUGAACUGCAAAGCCAUAAAACAUGAUAGAAAUAACGUGUAAUGAUCGUCUUGGCAAGAAGGUGCGCGUCAAGUGCAACCCAGACGACACAAUCGGGGACCUCAAGAAACUCAUUGCGGCACAAACGGGCACAAAGCACGAGAAGAUUGUCCUGAAGAAGUGGUACACCAUCUACAAGGAUCCCAUCCGCCUAUCCGACUAUGAAAUCCACGAUGGCAUGAAUCUGGAACUUUACUACCAAUAAAUCUGCGCGGGAAGAGUUUCUGUUUCGUUACUGUCCCCUUUUAUAUAGCAUCUUUGAUAAAUAAACUCAUUUUGAAUAAAUACUGUA
Messenger RNA from Drosophila subpulchrella, 400 nucleotides. RefSeq names its product ubiquitin-like protein 5 (gene ubl). NCBI's taxonomy places the organism in Eukaryota, Metazoa, Arthropoda, Insecta, Diptera, Drosophilidae. The transcript is spliced from 3 exons. Gene Ontology annotation, molecular function: protein binding; protein tag activity. The record is from RefSeq and is a predicted model, not a curated record. Gene Ontology annotation, cellular component: cytoplasm; nucleus. Gene Ontology annotation, biological process: protein modification process; mRNA splicing, via spliceosome. The coding region runs from base 92 to 313 and encodes 73 amino acids.